AUGCCAAUCACCAUCCUCCCCGCAACCGCCAACGAUAUCCCCCUCCUCGCAAAGAUCUCAGCAACCUCAUUCAAAGACGACCGUCAUACCCAGCUGAAAUCUCGACUCGGUGCCCAGCCAUACGACCACGAGAAGGGGUGUCGGGAGCGACUACCGAGGUAUCUGGAGAGUGGG
Messenger RNA from Hymenoscyphus albidus, 174 nucleotides. Lineage: Eukaryota; Fungi; Ascomycota; Leotiomycetes; Helotiales; Helotiaceae. The record is from the annotation of a GenBank genome assembly.